AGCGCUAGCAACCUCCAGUCCACAGCGAAAUAAAUAACACUAUUAGGACGUGGAUCAAUCCAAACAACAUCAGCAUGCCUCGUUGCUACAUCGUCAAGAAGCAAAUAGCAGCUCCGCCACCGACCGUUUCCGUCGGAGGUGGGGUGAUUCCCUAUGGACGGCUCGCUACUAAUGGCCAGCCCGCCGCCAUCCAAUUCAACAACAACCACUAUCAUCAUCAUCAACAACAACAGCAACAGCACCACCACCAGCAGCAGCAGCAGCACGGCCAGAUUACGAUUAUCGGGGGUGGUGGCACAAACAGUGCAACGGAAGUGGGAAAUGUGAUUGUGAAGCAUACUAGUCACAGCAACAGCACUGGUGGGGUAGUCCCGGGGGGAGUGAUCUGUAGUCCCACCCCGGCCGGACCCGGUACCGGAAAUGUGAUUAUACUGAACAGUGUAAGUGUGAUCAGUAGUGGUUCUGGUGGCCCGGGGCAACUGGGAAGCGUGAUUAGCACCGGUGCAGGCAUCAAUGGCAGUGCUGGUGGCGGAGGAUUAGGGGGAACGGGCAUGGGAACGGGAGGAGUGAUACAACGAAUAGUGGAUGAAACAGCAGGACCAACGGGACCGACCAGCCCGACGGAGGCUUGUGUGGCACCGAUCUAUUACACCAACUUGACCGAAAAUCAAAAUGGAUUCUCGAUUCAGCUAAGCGAUUACCGGAGCGUAAAAUGUGAACCAACCACCAAUAUCAAGACCAACAAUAACAACAACAAUAACACCAUCAACAGCAACAGCAACAGCAACGGCAUUAGCCACGUGAAAGCUAAUUCCUCAAGACAUUUAACGCCCCCAUCAGAUAAGAAAGGAGAUAAAUCACCCUCGCCUGUGAUGCCCGUGGGCACCAACUCAUCUUCCAGCAGUAGCAGCAGCAGUACAACAGGUCGUCAAUCGUGCUCGGGUGGCCCAUUCCAGUACGAUACCACCUCGCCAAUAUUCCGCGAUCGAAGCAUCGAAGAAACGGAAGCCGCUCAUGAUUUAUUGUCCUUAUCGCAGAGCCUGCCCCCACUUCCGGCUCCGUGCGUCGUGACAAUCCUUCAUCCCAGCUCGGAACCGACCGUGAACUUUGUCACGUCUAGCACUUCAACCGCCACAACUCACACCCCGCUAGCCACGGACCAACCAACGGCAGCGACGCUCGUCCAGAACGGCAGUAUCAUAAACAUCGUCGACGGAAGCUACCAGUAUCCCCCAGGAUCGGGGCCGAUAUCGAUGAUUAUACCGUGCUACGAAAUUACAACCACGACAGUUCCUGUGGCGAAGACCAUCGCUUCGGCCGCCCCGCUGACUCCACCCACUUCGGAGCAUUCGUCUGACACGGAAAGCAACGGUUCUUCCCCAACCGCUCCAACGUCGGUGGUCUCAUUCGUAUCGUCUUCCAACCAGCUCAUCAAGAGGAAAAAAGCUUGCCCCUCGACAACGCUGGUCGCACAAGGCAAUAAAAAAGCCAAUCUUACUGUAUCGGAACAAUCGGUGUCUUCUACAACCGUUCACCAUCAACCUCAGAAUAAACCGGUAGCCGCAGAGCUCUACACGUACGAUGAUCUCAUUUCCAGUGAUGGACGGUCCAAAAAUCGCAAGAAGCCUACGAACUCACCACCCAAGGAUUCAUCCAGUCCCAUCGUCGACCAAAAUCAACCUCCAGCGGACACCAACCCGGCUCCGGUAGCCACGUCCCCAAAAGGCAAAUACCGUUGCCCAGAGUGCGGAAAAACCUAUGCCACUUCCAGUAAUCUUUCGCGUCACAAGCAAACCCAUCGGAGCCUAGAUUCCCAGUCCGCAAAGAAAUGUCAAACCUGUGGCAAGGCGUACGUUUCCAUGCCGGCCCUAGCGAUGCAUCUACUCACCCACAAACUGUCGCACAGCUGCGGCGUCUGCGGUAAGCUGUUCUCCCGUCCGUGGCUGCUUCAGGGUCACCUCCGGUCACACACCGGUGAAAAGCCGUACGGUUGUGGCCACUGUGGCAAGGCCUUUGCCGAUCGAUCGAAUCUGCGGGCCCACAUGCAGACACACUCUACCGACAAGAACUUCGAGUGUCAACGGUGUCACAAGACGUUCGCGCUGAAGUCCUACCUGAACAAGCAUCUGGAGUCGGCGUGCUACAAGGAAGACGACAUGGUUGGCGGGCGGAAGAUCUACCACAGUAGUCAGGAUAUCGAUCGGGAUGAGGCGCGGCAAAGGGAGUUGCAGCUUCAGGACGAGAAUAGUAGCAUGACGAUCGAUGUCGUUACGACGACGACCAAUACUUGCAGUGGGUUCGAAGGGUUGACCGCAAGAAGCGGUAGUACGGCUCGCAGCGAAGACGGUGAUGGGGACGACGACGAUGAUGAUGAUGAUGAUGAUAUUGACGAGGAUGAAGUGAUCGAUGUCAUUACGGCGUAA
Molecule: messenger RNA, 2423 nt
Organism: Ochlerotatus camptorhynchus
Lineage: Eukaryota; Metazoa; Arthropoda; Insecta; Diptera; Culicidae
Product: myosin-G heavy chain-like
Exons: 3
Coding region: 75-2423 (782 amino acids)
Biological process (GO): regulation of DNA-templated transcription
Molecular function (GO): DNA-binding transcription factor activity, RNA polymerase II-specific; RNA polymerase II cis-regulatory region sequence-specific DNA binding
Source: RefSeq, a predicted model, not a curated record